AUGUGGCUUGGACACGGCACCGAAACUUCUGUGCGUCGUCUUGGGGCCAGCUGGGCACAACGAACAUCGACGACGAUACUAACAACAACGCAACGACGAUUCGUCUUGGGUAUCGAGGCUUGGCAAGGCUGGUUCCCAACGUAUCGCAGCAGGCAGUGCAUGUUCCAAGAAAAAGCGGAGAAGCGGAAAAUCAAGACAACGCUGAACAAGAGCCGAACAACAACGCCUUUGCAAAUUUCCGUAUUAGGCUGUCUGUCGGUCAACUCGGGAAAGCGGAUUACCAAGACCGAGAGGGCUAGCCCUAGCCUUCCAACAUAA
Messenger RNA from Bipolaris victoriae FI3, 318 nucleotides. RefSeq lists its product as hypothetical. The record is from RefSeq and is a predicted model, not a curated record. The transcript is spliced from 3 exons. The coding region runs from base 1 to 318 and encodes 105 amino acids. NCBI's taxonomy places the organism in Eukaryota, Fungi, Ascomycota, Dothideomycetes, Pleosporales, Pleosporaceae.